UGCUUUGGGGAGGCCUUUUCUCCGUUUGGUGAGAUCAUCGAAUCGAAGAUCAUCAACGACCUUGAGACCGAGAGGUCCAGGGGCUUUGGCUUCGUCACCUUCAACAAUAAAAAGGCCAUGAGGGACGCGAUCGAAGGAAUAAACAGCCAGAACCUCGACGGCUGUAGCAUCACCGUCAACGAGGCCCAGUCUCAUGGAAGCGGCGGCGGUGGUGGCGCUAACGGAGGUUACAGCUGCGAAGGAUAUGGUGGCGUUGGCUACGGAGGUGGCGGUCAUCGUGAAGGCGGUGGGGAUAGUGUCUCGAUGAUGAUUCGGUUUAGGCCACUUAGGCUUUGCAAAACUUUUUUGCUUCCUUGGUGUAUUCUGCAAACGCAAGUUUUGAUACCUUACUAGACUCUCUGCUAUCAAGUGCUAAACCAUCUCCCCAGUCAGGUGGAGUUGCAAAACAAGCUUUGUAUUCAAUAGCUCAAUAUGUGUGGUUGUCCUUUGCCUUACUGCUGGUGAUCAGCAAUGUUCAUCUACCGUGACAUGCUAACUGAAAUUCUCAAAGAUGACAGCGGUACAAAUUCAGUAAGUCCCCCCUCUCGAAAGAAAACAACUCAGUUAGGGUUAUCUUCACAGAUGACAAUGUUUUGGUUUUUGUAAGCAAAUAGGGAUAGACUAAUUAACUUUUCACGAUUUAUUAUUAUUUGGUAAUUUCGUGGUAGGCAAACUCUCGUUAUAAAUUUGGGGUAGAUUGAUUGAAUCUAGUUGAUUUAUUGUUUUUUAUUUAUUAUUAUAUAACUUUUAUUUGAGCCCAGUAUAAUUGCUUUCUUCAUAUGAUAUGGGCUAAGCAGCACCUUGCUUUGCUGUGUCUCGGGGAGAUUGGAAGGAGGAAAUAUCUAAGCUCCCAUUACCAUAUAGAGAAUGUUGUCAUUGAGUCCUUUCAAUCUCCUUUUGAAGAGAUCAAAUCUGUAGCCUCCUACGCUCUUGGCAAUAUUGUUGUUGAUAACCUGCUCAAGUAUUUGCAUUUUAUUUUGGACCAGAUUGACAAUCAACAGAAAAAGCAGAAUCUCUUGCUUCAUUCUCUGAAGGAGGUGCAUUCUUCUGAACUUUAAGGGCCUGAUUUUGUUUCCUGAAAUGUUUUUCAGGUCGUAGUAGCUGAAUGUUGAGAAGAUAAAGCAGAGUUUCCGGAUUCGAGUGUUGAGAAGAUACUUAAUUUACUUUUUAAUCACUGUGAAAGCGAGGAAGAGGGUGUUCGCAAUGUAACAGCUGAAUGUCUAGGACAUAGUAUUAACAGUGUACUUCUAUGACAUAAUAUUAACAACAAAGCAUGCUCUAUAUUUUGCUCUAUAUAUAGCUGUGCACUUGAAGUUUAUGAUAUGCAGAAUAUGAUUUUUACUAGGAAGAUAGUUCUAUGACAUAGUAUUAACAGUGUACUUCUAUGAUAUAGUAUUAACAGUGUACUUCUAUGACGUAGUAUUAACAGUGUACCUUUUUUUUUCUUCUUGUAGAGGUAUUUCCUUUUGCCUUUGCGAUUGUUUCUGGUGAAACUAUGGACAAUUGGAGGUGGUUUCUGCAAAGGAUAUCGGAUGUCUUGCUGGGUUUUUUUUUGAGUGUUUUGUAUGAAAUGGUAUUAACAAUGUACUUC
Messenger RNA from Prunus avium (sweet cherry), 1630 nucleotides. The record is from RefSeq and is a predicted model, not a curated record. NCBI's taxonomy places the organism in Eukaryota, Viridiplantae, Streptophyta, Magnoliopsida, Rosales, Rosaceae.